AUGUCUUUAAUUACUCCCUUGGGCCUUCCUCCGACGGCAGUAUUCCUGGGAACGACAUUUCUAGGACUAUCAACGAUCCCACUAUUUAAUCCGCGCAAAGCAUACGAUCUCUUUGGCCUUCCCCUAUACUAUCCUCCGGUCACGAAGACUCCUUCACCGUCAGGUGUUGGCGUCGAGUCCGCUCCUUCGACGUUUCUAUACGUCACUGCGGCGCGAGAUGUUAUGGUCGGAGUCGCCCAUUUUAUACUCGGAUUUCAACAUAACAGGGAGGUCUUCGAAUCCUUUUCUCAUCUGUCACCGCGCAGCUAUGCUACGUUAAUAGGCGCCUAUGUCGUUGCUGACGGAUUUUUCUUCUGCGUCCAGGUUGCAGCGGAGCUGGAUGCGUACAUCGUCUGGGCCUACGGAGGUCUCGACUACGGCGGUUGGCAUGGUCGAUGGAUCCUUCAUGCUCUCUCGGGCUUGAUUCAUGCGAUUGUGGCAUACAAUGAGUGGGGUCUAUAA
Paecilomyces variotii is the source of this 501-nucleotide messenger RNA. RefSeq lists its product as hypothetical. Lineage: Eukaryota; Fungi; Ascomycota; Eurotiomycetes; Eurotiales; Thermoascaceae. The record is from RefSeq and is a predicted model, not a curated record. Bases 1 to 501 code for a protein of 166 amino acids. The transcript has 2 exons.